Messenger RNA from Pseudoliparis swirei, 1258 nucleotides. It is a transcript of the gene psma8, whose product is annotated as proteasome 20S subunit alpha 8. The coding region runs from base 94 to 849 and encodes 251 amino acids. Gene Ontology annotation, biological process: ubiquitin-dependent protein catabolic process. Lineage: Eukaryota; Metazoa; Chordata; Actinopteri; Perciformes; Liparidae. The transcript is spliced from 7 exons. Gene Ontology annotation, cellular component: proteasome core complex; nucleus; proteasome core complex, alpha-subunit complex. The record is from RefSeq and is a predicted model, not a curated record.
GGGCAGCCAGCUCUAGCUUCGCAAAUUGCUAACUAGCUGAAUCAUUUGGUGCACGUCUCCUUUUUUCUUGUGAUUGUAACGUCUGGCAGUUCAAUGGCGACAAGGUACGACAGGGCUAUCACUGUCUUUUCUCCCGAUGGCCAUCUCUUCCAAGUCGAGUAUGCACAAGAAGCUGUAAAGAAAGGCUCCACAGCGGUGGGAAUCCGAGGUAAAGACAUCGUUGUCCUUGGGGUUGAGAAGAAAUCGGUGGCAAAGUUGCAGGAGGAAAGGACCGUCCGGAAGAUAUGUGCCCUGGACGAGCACGUCUGCAUGGCGUUUGCAGGUCUGACGGCAGAUGCCCGUAUUGUGAUCAACAGAGCUCGGGUUGAGUGCCAGAGCCACAGGCUAACCGUUGAGGACCCGGUUACAGUGGAAUACAUCACACGCUACAUAGCGACACUGAAACAGCGCUACACCCAAAGCAAUGGGCGCAGGCCAUUUGGCAUCUCUGCGUUAAUUGUUGGCUUUGACGAUGAUGGAACUCCCAGGCUGUACCAGACGGACCCUUCAGGAACCUACCAUGCCUGGAAGGCCAAUGCAAUCGGCCGCAGCGCAAAAACUGUGAGGGAGUUCCUGGAGAAGAAUUACACGGAUGAAGCCAUUGCUGGGGACAAUGAAACGAUCAAGUUGACUAUCAAAGCUUUGCUGGAGGUUGUCCAGUCAGGAGGGAAAAAUAUUGAGCUGGCUAUUAUCAGACGGAAUCAGCCACUGAGGAUUUUGGAAGCCAAGGAAAUUGAGACCCUGGUGGCUGAGAUUGAAAAGGAAAAAGAGGAAGAGGCAGAGAAGAAGAAGGCCAAAAAGUCCACUUGAAGUCGUUGACCAAUAUUUCUUUUUUUUCAUUAUUGCACUUGGAUGACAAAAAGCAUAUUUGGGUUGCAAAUACUAGUAAGUUUCAAAGGUUUUCUUUCUCGCUCAUCUGUUUCAUUGUGAAGACCUAAAUCCUAACUUGAGAUCUGUUGAUGUUGUUCAAAUGUUUCCGAGUGAUACUCGCCUGCAAAGAAGAAUAUAUAUAAAUUCUUAUACUACCAGCUAUCGAGUUGACUGAUGUAUAAAAGCACAGACAUGGAUCUUAAGCUCGGAUUUAGAUCUUGAACCACGCUUACAAGAUGUUUUUAUAUCCUACACCAAACAGCGCUGAUGAACUGAUGUAACAAACCUGUUUGUAACAUUCAGAAACCCAAUGAAACUAAAUGUUCAAUAAAAGCGGACUUGUUUGUAA